Salarias fasciatus (jewelled blenny) is the source of this 3024-nucleotide messenger RNA. RefSeq names its product transportin-2. Gene Ontology annotation, biological process: protein import into nucleus. Gene Ontology annotation, molecular function: small GTPase binding. NCBI's taxonomy places the organism in Eukaryota, Metazoa, Chordata, Actinopteri, Blenniiformes, Blenniidae. The transcript is spliced from 24 exons. Bases 191 to 2860 code for a protein of 889 amino acids. The record is from RefSeq and is a predicted model, not a curated record.
ACCGGCUUGAUUGCAAGGCAUGCAAUCUCUGUCACAGACCAGCUAGCAUAGCAGCGGCAGAGAUCUCCCCAGAUCUGAGGCGUGAAUUCAGCUGACCGGUUCGCAGUCCGCUUAUUUAAUGUGAUUUUCUGCAGCGUGGCUGCGCUGUCGUCUGUGGAGAUUUAGACUUAAACGCACCGGAGCGAGCAGGAUGGAGUGGCAGCCAGAUGAACAGGGUCUGCAGCAAGUGCUUCAGCUCCUCAAGGACUCCCAGUCCCCAGACACUGCAACGCAGAGAGCCGUUCAGGAAAAACUGGAGCAACUUAACCAGUUUCCAGAUUUCAACAACUAUCUUAUCUUUGUUCUCACGAGCCUCAAAUCUGAAGACGAGCCCACUCGUUCUCUGAGCGGGCUGAUUCUGAAGAACAAUGUCAAGGCUCACUACCAGAACUUCCCUCCCAACGUGGCUGACUUCAUCAAGCGAGAAUGCCUCAACAACAUCGGAGACCCGUCGCCACUUAUCAGAGCUACGAUCGGCAUUCUGAUCACGACUAUAGCCUCUAAAGGAGAGCUGCAGACCUGGCCGGAGCUGCUGCCUCAGCUCUGUAACCUGCUCAACUCGGAGGACUACAACACCUGCGAGGGUUCUUUUGGAGCGCUGCAGAAAAUCUGCGAGGAUUCCUCAGAGCUGUUGGACAGUGACGCUCUGAACAGACCCCUCAACAUCAUGAUCCCCAAAUUCCUCCAGUUUUUUAAACACUGCAGCCCCAAGAUCAGGUCUCAUGCCAUAGCGUGUGUGAACCAGUUUAUCAUUGGCCGAGCUCAGGCUCUGAUGGAUAACAUUGACACCUUCAUUGAGAGCUUGUUCGCCCUGGCCGGCGACGAGGACAGCGAAGUGCGGAAGAACGUGUGCAGGGCUCUCGUCAUGCUGCUGGAAGUCCGCAUUGACCGCCUCAUCCCGCACAUGCACAGCAUCAUCCAGUACAUGCUGCAGCGGACGCAGGACCCGGACGAGAACGUGGCUCUGGAGGCCUGCGAGUUCUGGCUGACCCUGGCUGAGCAGCCCAUCUGUAAAGAGGCUCUCUCUGGACACCUGGUUCAACUGAUCCCUAUCUUGGUGAACGGGAUGAAAUACUCUGAGAUAGACAUUAUACUCCUGAAGGGCGACGUCGAAGAGGACGAGACGAUCCCAGAUAGCGAACAGGACAUCAAGCCUCGUUUCCACAAGUCCCGCACCGUCACUCUGCAGCACGAGGGAGGGGAGGGCGAGGAGGGGGAGGACAUCGACGAGGACGAGGACGACGAUGACGACACGCUGUCUGACUGGAACCUCCGGAAGUGCUCCGCGGCCGCUCUGGACGUUCUCGCCAACGUGUUCCGUGAGGAGUUGCUGCCCCACCUCCUGCCCCUUCUCAAAGGGCUGCUCUUUCAUCCUGACUGGGUCAUCAAGGAGUCGGGCAUCCUCGUGCUGGGGGCAAUAGCAGAGGGCUGCAUGCAGGGCAUGGUACCCUACCUGCCUGAGCUCAUCCCCCACCUCAUCCAGUGCCUGUGCGACAAGAAAGCCUUGGUCCGCUCAAUCGCCUGCUGGACCCUCAGCCGCUACGCCCACUGGGUGGUCAGCCAGCCCCCCGACGCCCACCUCAAGCCGCUCAUGACCGAGCUGCUCAAACGCAUCCUGGACGGCAACAAAAGGGUGCAGGAGGCGGCCUGCAGCGCGUUCGCCACGCUGGAGGAGGAGGCGUGCACGGAGCUGGUGCCUUACCUGAGCUUCAUCCUGGACACUCUGGUUUUCGCCUUUGGGAAGUAUCAACACAAGAACCUGCUGAUUCUCUACGACGCAAUAGGAACGCUGGCCGACUCGGUGGGACACCAUCUCAACCAGCCUGAGUACAUUCAGAAGCUCAUGCCGCCGCUGAUAGCCAAGUGGAACGAGCUGAAGGACGAGGACAAAGACCUCUUCCCGCUGCUGGAGUGCCUGUCGUCGGUUGCUACAGCCCUGCAGAGCGGCUUCCUGCCCUACUGCGAGCCCGUCUACCAGCGCUGCGUCACGCUGGUGCAGAAGACUCUGGCUCAGGCCAUGAUGUACAGUCAGCAGCCCGACCAGUAUGAGGCUCCGGAUAAAGACUUCAUGAUAGUGGCCCUGGACCUUUUAAGCGGCUUGGCUGAAGGACUGGGAGGACACGUGGACACGCUGGUGGCUCGCAGUAAUAUAAUGACCCUGCUGUUCCAGUGCAUGCAGGACACAAUGCCGGAAGUCAGGCAGAGCUCGUUCGCCUUGCUGGGCGAUCUGACCAAGGCUUGCUUUCCUCAUGUGAAGCCAUGUAUUGCUGAAUUCAUGCCAAUCCUCGGGACAAACCUGAACCCAGAGUUCAUCUCCGUCUGCAACAACGCCACCUGGGCCAUCGGAGAGAUCUGCAUGCAGAUGGGAGUGGAGAUGCAGCCGUACAUCGCGAUGGUCCUGAACCAGCUGGUCGAGAUCAUCAAUCGACCCAACACCCCGAAGACCCUGCUAGAAAACACCGCGAUCACUAUCGGCCGUCUGGGCUACGUGUGUCCCCAGGAGGUCGCGCCCAUGCUGCCACAGUUCAUCCGACCCUGGUGUACGUCUCUGCGAAACAUCCGAGACAACGAGGAGAAGGACUCGGCCUUCCGGGGGAUUUGCAUGAUGAUCGGCGUGAACCCCGGAGGCGUGGUGCAGGACUUCAUCUUCUUCUGCGACGCCGUGGCCUCCUGGGUGAACCCCAAAGACGACCUGAGAGAAAUGUUCUACAAGAUCCUGCAUGGCUUUAAGGAGCAGGUCGGGGAGGAGAACUGGCAGCAGUUUUCCGAGCAGUUCCCCCCUCUGCUGAAGGAGAGACUGGCAGCUUGCUAUGGCGUUUAGACUCUCUACACCCACCCAAGAGGUGAGCCGGCAGGAGGAGGGUGAAUGGGAAACUCAUCCAUCUGUGUAUUGCACUGCCCUGAUCUGGGGGGAGGGAGAGGGACGCUACUGGCCGCUCCCCCUUGAUGGACGGCCCCCACGCCCUAUGUGUUUGUCCAUAGAGG